CGUUUCCACGAGAGACUGCAAUCGGACACAUUUUACAUUCACUAGAGUCUACCCAGAGAACACCAUAAGGUCAUUUAUGUUUUGACAAUUAUGAUUGCUAUCUUGUUAUCCAACACUUCAAAUGGAUAAUUGCUUAUCAACAAUGCCUUGUUUGAAUUGCAAUUGUAAACAGUGUUAUUGUGAGCUUUAAAAUUAAAUGUUGCACAGCUUGAGACAGUAGUGAGGUGAUUGCGAAACUCAAACUAAACCACGCCUCAAAUCAGCAGUUUUCAUAAACACCUGCAAGUGGCUGCUAGAGCUUACUGCGUAGUGCGUCUCCAAACGCCGCAGUCCACUAGUUUUCAAACAAACUUUAACGUUGGCGCAGUUUAAAUAUCUUACAGGCCGUAGUAGACAUCGAUCACAAAUAAUUUGCCGUGUCUUUUUUUUGUGUGUAAGUUUAUUUAUUUUAGAACUUAUUUGUGCAUCUGCUUUCUAUGAUGUCUUCUAACUGUAACACCGGCAAAGGUAUAAACUGCCCAGUGCCAAGUCGCUUUGAGCGGUCAAAAGACUGGUCUCAGCUGGCGGACUCCUACAGUCAGACGCCCGGAGGCACCCUGUUCUCCACGACGCCUGGAGGAACCAGGAUCAUCUAUGACAGAAAGUUCCUGCUGGAAUGUCGGAAUUCACCGAUCGCACGCACCCCUCCGUGCUGCCUCCCCCAUAUCCCAGGGGUCACUGCGCCGGCCCUGCACCCUCUGGGCAAGCUGAAGGAGAUGGACGAGAACAAACACAUCUCAGCUGACGAUGCCCAGUUUGUGAUUGACAUCUGAACCUACUCAUCCAGACCAAUUCUGUUGGAGAAAUUGUAUUCCGUUCAGACCACUGGGUGGUCUCUACUGGUCACACUCACUUUAGAUUCCCUCCUGUCUAAUCCUGGUGGAUGAUUAAUGAACCAUCAAUUGCUCAGAGAGUUGAUCUCUUAGGCUGGAGGAAGAAUUCUGGGUAAAUGUAGGAAGGGCGGCUGCAGUCAGUCGCUACCUGGGCAGAGGAGGGUAACAUAUUGUUUUGCUGCUUUUUAUAUUGAUGUACUUUUUUCUUUUGCACACUUGGUACUUUCUGUUUUUACAGGAUUAAUUAAUUUAUCAUUUGAGUUUUAUUCAUGGGAACUAAUAUUUUGAAGUUGCAUUUUUAUAACGUGGUGUGUGGGUUGGCAGCUGAUUACAAGGGAUCCAGAGAUUACUUCAGUUCAUCUCUGGGCUCUUUGACAGUGUGCUGUUCCGCUGCAGAGAAAAUAAAUUAAAUAAAACGGAAAUAAAUAAAGUUAUAAAGGGU
Messenger RNA from Coregonus clupeaformis (lake whitefish), 1314 nucleotides. Its product is annotated as eukaryotic translation initiation factor 4E-binding protein 3-like. The transcript has 3 exons. Bases 477 to 812 code for a protein of 111 amino acids. Gene Ontology annotation, biological process: negative regulation of translational initiation. Gene Ontology annotation, cellular component: cytoplasm. Lineage: Eukaryota; Metazoa; Chordata; Actinopteri; Salmoniformes; Salmonidae. The record is from RefSeq and is a predicted model, not a curated record. Gene Ontology annotation, molecular function: eukaryotic initiation factor 4E binding.